Messenger RNA from Schistocerca serialis cubense, 1310 nucleotides. Its product is annotated as pleckstrin homology domain-containing family A member 7-like. The transcript has 6 exons. NCBI's taxonomy places the organism in Eukaryota, Metazoa, Arthropoda, Insecta, Orthoptera, Acrididae. The record is from RefSeq and is a predicted model, not a curated record. The coding region runs from base 42 to 1310 and encodes 422 amino acids.
CCCUGCAGGGCUGGCUGCACAAGCAGGGCUCGGAGGGCCUGAUGCUGUGGCGGCGCCGCUGGUUCGUGCUCGCUGAGUACUGCCUCUUCUACUACAAGGGCCCCCAGGAGGACAAGCUGCUGGGUUCGAUCCUGCUGCCGUCGUACAAGGUGUCACCGUGCUCGGCGGACGACAAGGUGUACCGGAAGUUCUCGUUCAAGGCGGAGCACGCCAACAUGCGGACGUACUACUUCGCGGCCGACUCGCGGGAGCUGAUGGUGCAGUGGAUGAAUGCGCUCAGUCUCGCCUCCAUCCUGCAGGACACCUCCAGGCCCAGCGUCUCGUCGGCCUCGUCGCAGGUGAACGCCAGCGCCAGCGCCGACGACAGUGACAGCGGCUUCCACGGCUACCGCGUGGGGGCGGCGCCGGGGGCAGGUGUGCGCUCCAAGUCGCCCUCCGCCGCGGCCGCCGCCACUGGGCAGAGACGCCUCGCCUCUGUGAGUGACCGGCUGCCGCGUGGCGGGUGUCGGCAGGCAGCGUACGAGUCGCGCGUGGCGCGGCCGCAGGAGCCGUACCGGCCGCCGCCGCCGCCCAUCGGCGCGCGCGCCAGCCACGUGGUGACGGAGCAGCAGCAGCAGCAGCAGCAGCGGCGCACGCCCGACGCCUACAGCCGCUCGCAGCCGCCGCCGCCGCAGCCCGCGCGGGCCCCCGCGACAGCGGCGCACCGCGACUACGAGGACGUGUACGACCCGCGAUACCGGCCCGCCGCGCACCCUGCCUACCUCAAGUUGGCUGACGGCGCGCAGCAGCAGCAGCAGCCGCCGGUAGCGGCCCCGGAGGGCUCAGAGGGUGCGGGCACGCUGCCGCAGGUGGCGCUGUACCUGCCGCACUCGCUGCCGCACGCCCACGCCCACGCGCACGCCCACGCGGGCGGCCGCCACCACCUGCCGCGGCCCAAGUCCAGCAUGGACGUGGCGCCCGCCGCCGCGCCCGCCCCCGACUACUGGUCCGAGGAGGCGUACGCCGACAAGAUGCGGCGCCAGCUGGCGGCGCAGCAGCGCUUCCUGCGCUCGGCCAGCGCGCGCCUGCCGGCCCGCGGCUCGGGGGCCGCCACCCAGCAGGAGGCGCUGGCGGCGGGGGCGGCGCCGCCCCCGGAGCAUCGCCACACGCUGCCCGCGGUCGCCAAGCCCGCCGCCGCCGCCUCCGUCGCGGCCCAGCACCACCCGACGACGCCCCAUCGUUCCCAGCAGCACUCCCGUUUGCUGAAUAGCUGGGAUUAUCUUAACCUGUAUUUCAAACCCGUAGUUAUCCUCAUCAAGUUCGAUGAUUAG